ACGACACACCACCACCUGGAUAAGCCAGCGACAAUCGCCAAGGCUCUUUCACUCCUCAUCCUACUCACUCCAGACUGUACGACGAUCUGCUCUGAGCAUGGCCCAGGAGAAGGUGUUUUCCGGAAAGGAGGUCGCGCAACAUAACUCGAGGGAGAGCUGCUGGAUCAUUGUCCAUGGCAAAGUCUACGACGUAACGGAGUUCUUGGACGAUCAUCCCGGCGGGAGUAAAAUCAUCCUGAAAUAUGCAGGCAAGGAUGCGACGGCUGAAUACGAACCAAUACAUCCCCCGGAUGCCAUUACCUCCAACCUACCGCCCGAGAAGCACUUAGGGAAGGUGGACCUUGGUACCGUCGAGAAGGUCGAGGUCACGAUCACGGAUGCGGAGAAAGCCCGUCUGGAGCGAAUCAGCAGACGGCCCUCACUGGACGAGAUCCUCAACCUCCACGACUUCGAGGCCAUCGCCAAACUUCUCCUUUCGGAGAAAGCCUGGGCAUACUACUCCUCAGCAGCAGAUGAUGAGAUUACGAACCGAGAAAACCACGCGGCGUACCACCGGAUCUGGUUCCGCCCUCGGAUCUUACGGGAUGUCACGAAAGUGGACUGGUCUACGACCAUACUGGGCCACAAGUCCUCGAUGCCUGUAUACAUCACCGCUACCGCCCUCGGCAAACUCGGACAUCCGGACGGGGAACUCAACCUUACCCGCGCAGCCGCUAAACAUGGGGUCAUCCAAAUGAUCCCAACCCUCGCCUCGUGCUCAUUCGACGAGAUAGUCGACGCUGCACAGCCCGGUCAAACGCUCUUCUUCCAGCUCUACGUGAACCGGGAUCGUGAAAUUACCAAACGAAUCGUCCAACAUGCGGAGAAGCGCGGCGUGAAAGCUUUGUUCAUCACAGUCGACGCACCUCAACUGGGUCGACGUGAGAAGGACAUGCGCCAGAAGUUCGAUGCAGAGGACCCGGCCGAGGUAAGCAAGUCGAACGACAAGGUUGAUCGUAGCCAGGGUGCUGCGAGAGCGAUCAGUUCAUUCAUCGAUCCGGGACUGAACUGGGGAGACCUCGACUGGUUCAAGAGCAUCACCAAGAUGCCUCUGAUCCUGAAAGGUGUGCAAUGCUGGGAGGAUGCGCUCGAAGCAUACGAUCGUGGUCUCGCCGGCGUCGUCCUCUCCAACCAUGGUGGACGUCAACUAGACUUCGCACGCUCCGGGAUCGAGAUACUCACCGAGUGCACUGAGAUGCUCAAGCAGAAACGGGGGCUUACGUUCCCUAAUGACAAGUUUGCGUUAUUCGUCGACGGCGGUGUACGACGAGCUACCGAUGUUCUCAAGGCUAUCGCCCUUGGCGCCUCAGCAGUCGGGGUGGGGCGUCCGUUCAUAUAUGCCUUCUCGGCCUAUGGCGAAGAUGGCAUCGACAAGGCUUUGCAGAUAUUGCACGAUGAGUUUGAGAUGAACAUGCGUCUCAUCGGCGCGCGGACCCUGAAAGAGGUAGUCCCAGAAAUGGUCGACGCGCGUAAUAUCCAUUCGCAUGUCGUUGCCGUUCCUGGAGACAGGCUAUACGACUCCAACUACGAGAGCAUGCAGCACGCAAGGCUGAAGGAAGUAGUUUCGAAGGCGAAGUUGUAGAAUUGAAUCGCACUUGCGCCAUUCAUAUAUAGACAUGACAUCCGAUCGUAUGCUAUCUCGUUGAGAUGUACUCCAAUAGAACUGCGUCCAGUUUCAUUUAUAUACGUCAC
Punctularia strigosozonata HHB-11173 SS5 is the source of this 1731-nucleotide messenger RNA. RefSeq lists its product as uncharacterized. The transcript is spliced from 19 exons. Gene Ontology annotation, biological process: lactate metabolic process. The coding region runs from base 98 to 1621 and encodes 507 amino acids. The record is from RefSeq and is a predicted model, not a curated record. Gene Ontology annotation, molecular function: heme binding; L-lactate dehydrogenase (cytochrome) activity. Lineage: Eukaryota; Fungi; Basidiomycota; Agaricomycetes; Corticiales; Punctulariaceae.